UUAUAAUCAUGCUGUGUUUGGUUCUCUUUCCAACUUGCUCCUUUGUAGGUUGAGAGUUCUGUUACCUCAAUGGCAUUUUCUUCAAUUAUGAGUUCAGGAAUCGAUGUUUUGCUAUGGACAGAGAGAGUGUUGGGGAGAGGUGCCUUGAGCUGUGUGUUUAGAGGAAGAGUUGGGAUUUGGAGGACUGCUAUUGCUAUUAAAAGGUUGGAUAAGGAAGACAAGGAGUGUGCCAAGGCGUUUUGCAGAGAAUUGAUGAUUGCUAGUUCUCUGAAUGACACAAAUGUUAUUCCUCUUGUGGGGUUUUGUAUUGACUCGGAGGAGGGUUUGUUUUUUGUGUACAAGUAUGUGUCAGGAGGAAGCUUAGAGCAUCACUUACAUGGGAGGAAGAAGGGUGUGAAGGGUAGUUCACCACUUCCAUGGUCUGUGAGGUAUGAAGUUGCAAUUGGGAUUGCAGAAGCUGUGGCUUAUGUGCGUAAUGGUAUGAAGUUUCAUUUUAUCAUAACUUAUCAUAAUUUUGUAAUUCACUCUAAAGACUUAUCAUAUGGGUUUAUUUACAUAGACAAAGACUUGCCACAUAUACAUAUGAUUAUAAACUAUUUUUUACAUUUUAAUAGGAUAUGAAUUAAUUUACAAAAUGAUUACUAAGACCAAAAUAAUUAUUCACUCAUUAUUUUUUAAUACA
This is a messenger RNA of Glycine soja, 682 nucleotides long. Its product is annotated as receptor-like kinase LIP1. The record is from RefSeq and is a predicted model, not a curated record. Gene Ontology annotation, biological process: protein phosphorylation. Gene Ontology annotation, cellular component: plasma membrane. The transcript is spliced from 2 exons. The coding region runs from base 70 to 621 and encodes 183 amino acids. Lineage: Eukaryota; Viridiplantae; Streptophyta; Magnoliopsida; Fabales; Fabaceae. Gene Ontology annotation, molecular function: protein tyrosine kinase activity; ATP binding.